CCAAGUACCACGACACAGGGAGGGCUGGCAUAAGCGGGUUCAUUGUGUGCUCCUAAAAAACUAUUCCAUUGAACAAAGUUCAGCGUUGGGCUAGUGCUGACUCCUCACGUACAUAACAGGCACAGUAGAGGAAAGAGAACGCAUUGCGUUGGUACCGUUCUACAUUUGACUUCUUUGCUCUGUUUGGAUUCAUGGAUUUUUAUAAAGUGUGGAUGUGAUCAAGCUUUCUAGGAUUGUUUCAAUUCAUUGACUGCAUCUGGAUGAUGUACUUCAUGAUAUAAAGCUUCGAAUCCAUGGUAAAGAAAAGGACAUCAGUGAACACCAUGUUCAUAAUGUUGCUGGAAUGAUGACUUUAACUGUUAAAAAGAUGUUUGCUGAUAUUAAACUCUAGCUGUAGCAACUUUGGAGUUGACGUGGAAUAAAUUUGUAGACAACUUGACUGGAUUCUCGUGAAAUUGAACCAAAAUCAACAACACCCGGAGUGAGGAAUACACUGUUGGCAGAGAGUCCGUGAGGGCUUAUCAAGUACUGCAUUUUCUUCUGUCACAGUUUUGUGAAAACUAUGCUUCGGUCAGCCACGGCAUCAUGAGUCUGCCGCGUUGUCCGAGGACACGUACCGUCAUGUUUUCUAGAACUUUGACUCGUUGUUAUCCUCAAAGAACGCUUUGGAUUGCGAUAUUAUGUGUAAUAUGCAGUUGGACAUUAUCAACGACUGGAGCAACUACAAUACGAGAUAAAGAAGUAAAACCAGACGCUCCUCAGAAUCUAACAGCCAUCCCAGUCAAAGCAGAAGCCAUUGUUUUAACAUGGAAAAAACCAUUAAAAGGACAAACAGAUGGAUACAUUGUUGUAUACUGUCUCAAGAGAAACAAAGGUAAUGGAUGCGAAAGACAGAAGAUUGAAGGAGGCAACGUGACCGAGGUUGAAGUCACCAAUUUAUAUGCAAACCACACAUACCAAUUCCAGGUGCAAUCCUGGUACUCAGACCAUCCAGAAGGAGCAUCUACAGGCUAUAUAGAGGCAUCAGGAACACCACCAAUACCACCGACCUUGAGACGUAACUUUAAAGGUUUGGUUGAGAAGAGCCUUGGUUUUGAGCACAAGAUACCAUGUCCAGUGAAAGCUGAUCCCAGACCUUACACAAGAUGGUUGAAGAAUGGUACUGAUCUCACACCCAAUGACCCCGAUGAUAAUGUGUCUUUCACCAAGACAUCCAUCGUCUUCAAGCGGCUUAGGUUCUCUGAUGCAGGCCUGUAUACCUGUGUGGCAUCCAACUUUUUUGGUCAACCCAUUCAUGUCAACUUCACUCUGAUAGUAGUUGACACACAUUCAGAGUCUUAUGCGGAAUCCAGUGUCCUAGAAUCCUUCUCCUCAUUGGAGUUAGAGACUGGCCCAUACAAUGAGACAGAAGAGGAAGAGACGCACUUCCCCAGGUUCACAGACACUGAACGUAUGGAGCCAGAGAAGCCCUUGCCCAGUAACACCAAGGUCAGGCUGGAGUGUGGCGCUAGAGGCACACCUACACCAAACAUUACCUGGAUCAAAGAUGGCGUUCAGAAGUGGAAGAUCAAUGUCAUUAGACCUACAAGGGUUGAGGAGAAAGGUUUUGUUCUGAUCAUCCGUCGAGCUAUUGUUAGAGACACUGGCAAGUACACCUGCAUUGUUAGCAACCAGUAUGGCACCAUUGAGCAUACCUAUGAUGUCAAGAUCAGAGAACGACUGCCUGUGAAGCCUAUCAUGUCACCUAUGAAGAAUGUGACUGCCACUGUGGGCUCCAACACCUCGUUUGUGUGUAGGGUUGUGAGUGACCUUACGCCACACUUUGCCUGGAUGCGCUUCAAUGGAACCAACAACACCAAACAACGUCUCACAGACAUUGAUGACCAUAUCAGUAUUCUACAGCAACGAUGGGUCGAGGAGCCAAUGCUGACUUGCGACGAGUUCCUGGAUGUCUUUUACCAAAACCAGUCCAAGAGGAUGCUGGAAUGUCUUCAUCUGAUUCAGCUUGAAACUCAAGGAGGAAUGGAGGAAGCUAACCAACUGAAGCUCUACAAUGUCCAGUAUGAAGAUGAAGGCCCAUAUCUAUGUGUCGCAGGAAACUUCUAUGGCAUGAGCUGGGAAGGAGCAUAUCUAGACGUAGUAGAACCUACUACCCAAGCUCCAGUGAGAACCAAUCCUCCUGCAGUCUACAUCCCAAACAACAUGCAGCCAACGAGCAAGACUCAGCUUAUUAUCUUCAGUGUUGUAGGGUUUGUUGUGGUGCUCAUUCUGGUCACGUGUAUAGCUAUCUUGUGUAAGCAGACCCAGGUUAGACAUCGUAGACCUUCGGACAAACCAGACAUCAGUGGGCCUAAACAUCUCUAUAGACAGACGUCGGUUGACUCCACCCAGUCUAUUGCUCCCCUGUUUGGGGGGCGGAAUCGACUAACAUCAUCACUAACGGUGAUCUCCGAAUACGACAUCCCUCUUGAUCCUGAGUGGGAGUUCCCUCGAGACAGACUUACCGUUGGGAAAACCAUUGGAGAAGGUGCGUUUGGUAAGGUAGUGAUUGGAGAGGCAGUUGGUAUCGUCUGCCAGGAGAAGACUAGCACCGUGGCUGUCAAGAUGCUCAAAGCCAAUGCGAUGGACCGCGAGUUCUCUGAUCUGAUCUCGGAGCUGGCUAUGAUGAAGAUGAUUGGCAAGAAUCCUAACAUCAUCAAUCUGCUUGGAUGCUGUACACAAGAAGGUCCCCCAUAUGUCAUUGUUGAGUUUGCUCACCAUGGCAACCUACGAGACUUCCUGCGCUCAAGACGUCCACCUGAAGAAUAUGAGAAGUCUAUCCUACUGACGACCUCUCAGACGCUGACCAAUAAAGACUUGAUGUCUAUGGCUUACCAGGUGGCUAGAGGCAUGGAUUUCCUCGCUUCCAAAAAGUGCAUUCAUCGAGAUUUAGCUGCAAGGAAUGUUCUAGUGACCGAAGACUUUGAGAUGAAGAUCUGUGAUUUUGGACUUGCCCGUGAUAUCCACUACAUUGACUUCUACAGAAAGACUACAGAUGGUCGGUUACCAGUGAAAUGGAUGGCUCCUGAAGCUCUGUUUGAUCGAAUGUUCACCACUCAGAGUGAUGUAUGGUCAUUUGGUAUCCUCCUGUGGGAGAUCAUGACGUUAGGAGGUACCCCGUACCCUAGCGUUCCCGUUGAACAGAUGUUUGACUACCUACGCUCAGGCAAGAGAUUGGAGAAACCUCAAAACACCUCACUAGAAAUCUAUCAUAUCUUAUGUGAGUGUUGGAGAACAUCACCGGGACAGAGACCAACGUUCUGUGAGCUGGUAGAAGAUCUGGAUCGUAUCAUCUCGGUCUCAUCAAAUCAGGAUUAUCUUGAUCUGGAAGCAGUGGGUGAUGCACCAGUCAAAACCUUUCAAGAGAGCGAGCGAAUGGCUUUUAUGGGAUUCAGGGCGCCGCUCUCACCGCAGGUUUAUUACAAAGUACCACAAACUCGAGACUGUUGUCCGUAUGCAAACUGAUGGCAGAAGUCGAAUUACAAUGCAGGACAAAGCAUCUGGUAUGCAAUUCAUUUUGUGUUUUCAUUUGCCGCUUCAGACUAAUUCAGUUUGUUUCGUUCCUUUGUGGAAAUGUUUUUCUUUGGUGCUACUGAAUGACCGGUGAAUGUGAAAUAAUGGAACUCUGAUUGAGCAAUGCAUGGAGUCCAAUACUAGAAGGAUUGAGAACUACCAGUGGAUAGUAUAACGGCACACCACGGACAUACUUAUCAUCCUGGAGGGUGCCCGCCCGCCAACGUAUACUGCAAUAGACUCUCACAUAUACGUGUAUAUAGAAGAUGGAGAAUCAAGGAGAAUCUAACAUGGAAAAGCAUCGUAACCGAAGGGAUACAGAAUUGCAUUAUGCGCAAUGCAUGAUUGACGGAAACCUUUAUUGCCUUCGAUUUCUUUGUGCUUUAUUGGACAUUUAUGUGUUGAGAAUGUGCCGCGUGAGAAUAUGCCAAGACACCGAGUGAGAAACAGUAAACUGUCUUGGCUACUUUCAUCAAUGGCAUACAUGGAAUAGACUCUAUGACACCAAGCACAGGACAUGAACUUAGCACUGAUACUCAGUGACUAAAGUAAGCUGCAUAUGUAUGCUGCUGCUUGGAACAAAUUAUUUUGUUGAUGUUGAAUUGUGACCUCAUAACUAAUGUAAAAUUUGAAGGAAAGAAACAAAAAAGUGGAACAUAUAUAUAGAAUAUAUAAGCUAUAUUGUGUAUUUGGUGAAUAUAUAUAUAUGUUCUUAUGGUGUAAGAAAAGGAGGGCCUGUACUAUUAAACUUGCCAUGUGUUCACUGCCAGAUCUUUUAAAAAGAAUAUUAUUUGGUCUCUUUUUCCCUUCUGAUAUAGCAAGCUUAGUUAGACUAGUGUAUUCCUGUAAAAAGAAUAAAAGUACUGUUUGGUAUGUGUGUUAGUAACCACAUAAAGUAGAAAUAUAUUUACUUUGACUGUGGUUUAAAGAGUACAAUCUAAUUCACUACUUUCUCUUUCCUCUUAAUGUAUUACUCAGAAACAGUUUUAAUGUUUGGCAUUCAAUGAACAUAUUCUUUUGUUUUGGAAAAUGAAAUGAAAUGCUAGAUGCACAAUAUUUGCUUCACAAAACAAGCAUAUACUUAUUAUUCUGGAGUUCAUCUAGUUGAUGAGGAACCUUUCAAAGUAAAAUUUUGAUUGUAAUCGUGAUUAAUUCCUACUAUUGCCAUUCAUUAUGAAUUUCGACCAAAUGAAUUUAUUUCCCAAGUGGGAUUUAUGAGCUUUAUUGAUAUCUAUCCUCCAUGCAAUGAAAACAAAGGUUCUGUCUUUUUAAGUUAAGUAUUACUUCGUCUAUUGAGGCUAGAAAAACUAUGCCUUUCAAAUAGAACUUUAUUUCAUCUUUCAUAUUCUAUCUUUCACUUUUUUAUCAAUAGAAUGCUUUUGAUUUUCAAUUCUUGAAAUCGAUUCAAUGAAGACCUAGGUUUCCUCUAUUAAAGUUUACUCGCUCUAUGCAAAGUUCAAAUCAGCAAAUUUGUUUUGAUGAGGAUUUACAAUUGUGAUUUAUUUUUUAUACAAAAUGUAAUUAGGAACUGUAUUGCCAACUGAUUCACAAAUCAUUUUUUUUUUAAUUUUUAAACAUUGUUGGUCUUUCACUUGCUAAGUUGAUUUCAAGAGAGCUGGAAUAUAUACUAAAUACCUUUUGAAAUAUCAAUUAAUUUGUUGUCACCCUCAAAAGCAAUGAUUUUGAAUUUACUACUCAGUAUUAUGAAGAAAGGGAAAUGAAAGCAGAAAAUGAAACUUAUUUAUCUGAGAGAAAAUAAUUUCAUUUUGAAGAAGUUGGAUUUAGAAGGUCAUGUGGUCUUUAUAUCAUAUCAUUUGUAUAUUAAUGAACUGAAACAAUAUAUGAUUUUGUUUUAAAAUCUGUUUUGUAUUUUACCUUGAGUCCUAUGUAUCUAGCUUGAAUCCAGCAGCAUUACAUGAUGAAAUGACUGGAUCAAACAUAGUUUGAUAAUAAACAAUGUCCACAGAUGGGUUGCUGGCUGCAAGCAAAAGUUGCUGAAAAUUAAUUUUAUUAUCAUUUUUUAGCAACAGAUUUACUGUUUUAUAAAAAAUAGAAAAACAUUAAAAAGAUUUUUACCAUUUUUUUAAAAUGAAAUUUUAUACUGGAUUUUAAGAUUUAAUAAUAAUAUUUGUUGUUAAUGCUCAGACUUUGUGAAAACCACAGAAACAACAAAUAUCCUUGAAACCUCUCCUUCAGCCUGUUCCUACUUGUGGUUGUUUCUAUUAUUGUUUCAUUUCCACUUCAAUGCAUUUCAUGUUGAAGCAUGAAAGUAGUUAAAUAUGUCCUCUAAACUUUACCACAGGCAAUCAGGCAUAUUUAAUACCAUGAUGUACCAAUCAAUAAACUCUCUAACUGUUUACCUACAGGUGAAAGUUUCUUUAAUAGGUUGAUUUCAUACAUUCUAUCUACACAAUUUUUUUUUUUUUUUAGGUGAUCGGUACAUUUUAAGAUAAGAAUCCAGCAUAUUGAGACAUUGAAGCAUUUAAAGAGUAGGAAUGAACCCUAAAGUUGUUUUACUCGAUGUGUAGACUUGCAGGGUUACAUGCCCUAUCAAGGGGCUAGCCAGCAUGACGUAUUCACUUUUACUUUGUCAUAAAGAAAAAGAUUUUAGUCACUGUAGUGUGACUCUCAAGUAUCUAUGUUUGUUUCCACCUUGUCAAAACCACAUUAUUCCACUUUUUAGUCAUUUUUAUAUCCAACUUGUGAUGUGUAUAUGCUUCAGAGUCAGCCUGUUAUAUUUUCAUAAGUCAAAAAGUAUUUUUAGAAACAUUGCAUGAGAUAAUGCAUUUCUGACUUAUUGGCCAUUCUUUUAACAGAUCUGCGUAUAAUUCUUUGAUGGAACAUUUCUAUCAAUAGUGUUGCAUUCAUACUCUAAAUUUAGUUCAAAGAUAGUAUCAAUGACUUUCUAAUUGCAAAAAUAAGAGGAAAAACAAAAUAACAUUUGUAAUUGAUGUUCAUGAAUUUUGUGUAUUCUGUUUCAUAGAAAGAUUAUAAUUCCUCAAAGAUAUGAAGUUAAAAUUCUUUUCAACUAUUUUCAAACUGUAGUUUUAUCUUCGCAAUUUCGAGUUAAAAAUUAUACAGAGAUGGAAAUCUAAGUAUGUAUAUUUGUAAGUUGCCUUCUUUAAUUUAAAAGAAAACCAAAAGAUCAUGUUGUUUGGAUGUGGUUCAUGUUAAUUCAUUAUGAGAUUGCAUUUUUAGAAUGCUAGGAAGUACAUACUUUACUCUAAUUCAAAAUAAACCAGGAUCACUAUUUAUGAUUCCCUCUCCUAGAACUGCUAGUAAUCUACAUUUUAAUAUCAUUGUAUAUUUCAUAACUCCAGCUUAUGGAUAAAAACAAGCUUUAUUCCUGCUCACAUUGAUAAUAGAAUUCAAGUAUGCCAACUGUUAAGUGUAAGAUGAGGGUAUAGCACAAUUGUCAUUCAAAGUAACAGACUGUGUGUGAAUGUGUAUAUUGUAUGGUCAACUCAAAAGCAACAAAUAAAUGUUUUGUUUUCUGCUUAGUUACAGCUUAUCCUACCAGCAAACAUCAUUAUCCACCAUAAACUAGGUAGCCCUUAGGCAUUGGCAAACAACAUUAAUGUUUCUCACUAUUUCUUCCUAAAUUCCCUUUAAAGAACAACAGAUUACCAGUUUUCAUCUCCAUAAGAAAGUACUUCAUAAAUGAGCAUUUAUCACCAUGAAGCGUUUUGUAUUCAAGAUGUUUAGUGUUGUUUUUGCAGGUGUUGAAUGAUUAAUGGCACCUUAUUUUUGUGAAUAUGAUCAUAUAUGUAUUUGAAAGAAUGUUUCUUCAUAGAUUAUUAUUUAAUUAUGUUACUGUAUGUGCAAGGUGCUGAUGUCAGUGGUUUUCAAAAGCAGAAUGGAGACAUGUACCGGUACUCUGUACAUUUGACUAAAAUUCAUUCUCAGCGUUUUUCUUCUUUUUUCUCAAUGAUAAUAAUAAUACCGAUAGUCACAUUUGUAUAGGGCUUAAUACAAUGUUUCCAAGCGCUUAAAUUGUAAUAACUAUUUUCCUGGUAACUUGAUUCAAUUGCUAAUUCGCACACGCUCCGCUCUCGGGGGAGCAUUCAGGCCAGGUGCCAUUUUACAAUGCUAACAUGCCAAUCCAACCACAUAAAAUUGGCAUCCUACCAGGUACCCUGGAUGGAGAGUGGCAAAUCUAGAUUGAUGUCUUAGCACGUGAUAGGACUCAAACCAUGAACCUUAUGAUCCACAGUCUGGUGACAUAUCUUCUAGAUCACGACACCUCUAUGCCAUAGAAAUAUCUCUUUUUUUUUUUAAAGAUCUACCAUUGAGCCAAAUUUUAAACUUGUGUAUUCAUUCUUAUAAUAUGUAACCAAGGUUUAAAAAAACAUUAGGCCUACUCCUGUAUUUUUUUAAGCACCUUGGGCUUUUUUAAUAAUUUUUUUUCUUAUCUUGCAUACGCUGAUUUUGGGAUGUUUGCAUCUGAUUAUAAGCCUACAUGAGACUGUUUUCAUGUGCUAAAUGUUCCUCUUGUAUAUUAUUAAUAAAUAAAUGUUUUGGAACAUGA
This is a messenger RNA of Strongylocentrotus purpuratus (purple sea urchin), 8080 nucleotides long. It is a transcript of the gene FGFR, whose product is annotated as fibroblast growth factor receptor. Bases 586 to 3504 code for a protein of 972 amino acids. Lineage: Eukaryota; Metazoa; Echinodermata; Echinoidea; Camarodonta; Strongylocentrotidae. The transcript has 20 exons. Gene Ontology annotation, molecular function: fibroblast growth factor receptor activity; fibroblast growth factor binding; ATP binding. Gene Ontology annotation, cellular component: signaling receptor complex. The record is from RefSeq and is a predicted model, not a curated record. Gene Ontology annotation, biological process: multicellular organism development; cell surface receptor protein tyrosine kinase signaling pathway; protein phosphorylation.